AUGCGCAAGGCUAUCACCAGAAGGCAAAGAAUGGACGCAGAAGAGUCAUUCACCAUCAAUCACCUAAUUCACCUGCUAGACGACCUCCUGUCAACAGAGGAGCUAUGGUUAGCAUACACAGGAGACUUACCAAACAAGAAGCCUUCGAACGACAUUAUCAAAACGAACCAUUCGUCACCUCGCUCAUGCAUGUACUGCCAUGAUGAGCACCCAUCCUUUACGUGCACGGCAUACCCAACCCCUCAAGCACGUUCUUCGUAUCUUAGGCAAAAGCAACUAUGCCUCUUGUGUGCUUCUCCAACACACAAAACUUCUGAAUGUAAAAGGCGGCCUUGCUUCAACUGCAAAGGACUCCACCAUACGUCAUGUUGCUAUAAACAAAAUCUAUCAAAACCAAGGGAACAGAUCCCAAAAAAGGCAGACAAUCCAGCAUUUCCAACAAGAAUUUCAGAUAAAACUUCCAAACCCAACAAAAGCAGCGGCGAGAACAUUUCAAAAAACAAUGCAAUGAUGCAAAUGACUACGACUAUUCAAGCAAAGGAACUGUUCCGACCAUCCCUACCCGUGGGUGAAAUCACUGUAAUUCACCCAGGUACAAGGAAAUUGAUGCAACUCGAGGUUCUCCUGGAUAGUGGAGCUGAAUUAUCGUUCAUCAAUAAAUCCCUAGCGGAAGAGCUUUCUCUCCCAGUCAUCAAGGAGGAGCUCAUGAGGAUAAAUACCUUUGGCUCCGAAGAAACCCGUCAAAGGUCUUGCAAGCUGGUCGAGUUGGAAGCUUGGGAUAAGGAAGGAGGCUUACACUCCUUGUGUCUCUACACAAACGAUGUGAUCACUUCUCCCUUAACCACUCCGCGUAUACCAGAAUCAGACAUUGAAACUAUACGAAAUCUGAACAUCCCAAUCCAAAAUCUCAAUAUCAAUAGACGAAACUCCAAGCCAGCAAUACUUCUCGGGUGCGACCAGAUGUGGUCAUUUAUCCGCACGGACACCACACCAAUAUCACUGCCUUCCGGACUAAUACUUCUCCCGACGAAAUUGGGCUACAUUGUCUCCGGAAGAGUACAGACCACGCCCAAUCAAAAUCAUCAACAUAUAUCCCUGACUUCCGCGGCUCAAGACGAAAGUAUGAAGUGGAACAACUACUGGUCCAUGGAUACCCACGUGAACACCAUCACUCCCUACGACAUAACAAUAUCGGAGCAAGAGCAAGAAAUGUGGGAGAAAUAUUGGACUUUAGACGCCGCCGGAACAGAAGAGUUCACGGGAUCCCAAGAACAAAUUCGUGACGAAACAGACAGAACGGUCUGGGAUAAAUUCAAUAACUCUAUAGAACAACGCGAUGACGGAUACUACGUCCGUCUACCGUGGAGAGAAAAUCAUCCAUCUCUUCCGGACAACUACGCAUUGGCGUACCGAAGGCUCGUCAAUGUUUGGACAUCACUGAAAAAGGACAGCAGUCUUCUCGAACAAUAUCACAACGUCUUCCACGAACAGCUUCAAAAAGGAAUCGUGGAGCCAGUAAACAAUAACACUGCACCUACUGGGAAAACAAUACACUAUUUACCUCAUCAGCCGGUAUUGACACCGCAGAAGAGGACGACAAAACUGAGGAUAGUCUUUGACGCCUCAGCACACUAUAAAGAAUGUCCCUCCCUCAAUGAUGUCCUACAUAGAGGACCUGUCCUACUACCGGUCUUAUACGGCCUACUGCUCAGAUUUCGGAUUGGAAAAAUAGCUCUCAUCUCAGAUGUUGAGAAAGCUUUCCUGCAAAUACGUCUACACGAAGCUGACAGAGACGCCACGCGCUGUCUGUGGCUCAAGGACUUCAGAAAGCCCCCGGACAAAAGCAAUAUCCAGACUCUCCGAUUUACCCGUGUCACGUUUGGGCUGAAAUCCUCCCCAUUUCUCCUAGCAGGAACGACACAAUACCAUCUGAACAAAUUCGUGGAGGAUGAGCUAGCACAGGAAAUCAAGGACAAUAUUUACGUCGACAAUUUGAUCCUGACAUCGGAUACACUCCAGGAAUCAACUGAGCUCUACAGAAAGGCUAAGCAGAUCUUCAUCGAUCUUGGCAUGAAUCUGCGGGAGUUUACGUCAAACAAUAGCACGGUGAUGCAAACAAUACAAGAGACAGACAAGGCCGACACUCCACAACCGAAAGUACUCGGAAUCAAAUGGAAUCCCCAAGCGGAUACCCUACUUGCGACAUGCUCUAUUCCGGAGGUUUCAACAGUCACCAAAAGAGCAAUAACAAGUGCAAUAGCAAGCGUCUAUGAUCCGUUGGGUUGGUUAGUCCCCUUACUUCAUAAAGCCCGAACAUUUCUCCAGUUCCUUUGGAAAGAGAAACACGACUGGGACAGCACUAUACCAGCCAACAAAGCAGCUGAAUGGACACAGAUUCUAGGCAAUAUUCAAGGGUUCAGCAAGGAAAUACCCCGGUUUCUCGCCUGUAGGAAGAGCACUGUGACACUGGUGACUUUCGCUGAUGCGAGUACAACAGGAAUAGCAGCUUGUGUUUACCUCUAUCAUCCAAUAACAAACUCUUCUGGACUGCUCAUGGCCAAAUCGAAGCUUCCUUCACUACAAGGGCAAACAACAAUACCAAAACUAGAACUCAACGCAUUCACUUUAGCAAUGCGUCUCAGCAACUCAAUCGUAACGCAGUUGCAAAAAGUCCUCAACAUUCAAGGAAUUUACGUCUUCUCUGACUCUGAAAUCGUCCUCAAUUGGAUCAAGAAGGGCCCCCAGCGCGAAAAGGGAGUGUUCAUACAUAAUCGGCUGGAAGAAAUACGACGAAUCGCAAACCACAUUAUUGGCCACGAACGCUUUGUCAAGUACGGAUAUGUUGCAUCCGAGGACAACCCUGCCGAUUGUGGAACAAGAGGUCUGACAUCAAAAGAACUCCCCAAUCACUUCUGGUGGACUGGACCCUGGUUUUUGCAGAAAGACGAGACGGAAUGGCCCGCAAAGAACACAAUAUUUGAAGCUCCGCAAGACACCAAAGGAGAGGAAAUCAGUAUCCCUCUCAGGAACCAUGACUACCCCGUCUUAUCUACCACACACGACACAUCAAUUCACGAUGACUUCGAACUAAUUCAGCGAGGCCACGUACGAACGCUCACCAAAGCUAAACGGAUUGUAGCGUACGCCAUGCGGUUCAUUAGAGUCAUCGCUGCUCGCGUUAAUGAAAAGAACAAUAAUAGCAGUAUACCUCUAUCACUGUUCAAUAGCGGAAUUAUUGAAAAUUCUGGACCCCUCACCGGCCAAGAAAUCGAGUUUGCUGGUAAGAUGAUAAUCAUGCACCAUCAAAAGACGAGGAUCACCAACUCCCUCAAACAGAAGCUGCAAUAUCUCAAUAUUCGACCAGAUGUCGAGGGCAUUUUGCGAUGCUAUGGACGACUGGGAAAAGCUCAACUACCCAUAGGAGCUAAGUAUCCCAUAUUCGUCUUACAAAAGACAUUGCUUGCGGAAAUUAUCAUCCAGGACAUUCAUAAUAAAUAUCACCCAGGGACAAAUCACACAAUGUCUCUCGUGCGACAACGAUACUGGAUCCCUCAGCUUCGUUCUCAAGUAUAUCGACUGAUAAGAAAAUGUCUCCAGUGCCAGAAACUGAACAAUUUGCCAUAUCAAUAUCCUGCUCAAGAAGACCUCCCGAAGGAAAGAGUAGUUAAAUCUUCUCCUUUCGCCCACAUCGGACUGGACUACUUUGGUCCGCUACCGAUCAAGCUGCCGAAUGGUGACAAAGGAAAGUGCUACGGCUCCAUAAUCACCUGUAUGGUCACGCGCCUACUGCACCUUGACAUUGUUACCGAUUCAUCAACCGUAGCAUUUUUGCAAAUGUUACGUAGAUUUUUCGCUCGACGAGGAGUGCCAAGAACAAUAAUAAGCGACAACGCCCCCACGUUUCUAUUGGGCGAAGCAAUACUACGAGAAAACUUCCCAACAGCUCCUACGGACCGAACGAUAGCGGAAGCAUUGAGCAAUAGAGAGAUUCGCUGGAAGCACAUAACGCCGUUCGCUCCUUGGCAAGGAGGUUUUUAUGAAAGACUUGUCAAAUCCGUAAAGCACUCUCUCUACAAAACCCUCCGUGGAUCAAUAGUAACGGUCGAAGAACUUUCAACAAUAGUCAUUGAAAUCGAAUCGAUGCUCAAUACUCGCCCUCUUACCUACAUCGGCAAGGACAUGGACACGACUCAAAUCCUGCGCCCAAUAGAUUUCCUCCAGAAAGAUGUGGAAAUCAUAUUUCCACCCUUGAGACGGGGAGAAGAAAGAUCUGACGAAUUUUACUUUCCUCCCGGAGAAAUACCUUCGAUACAAACAAGGAAUCAAGCAAUAGCAGCUCUUGAAACUUCGUGCAAACUUACAGAGAGGUUCUGGCAAAUCUGGCAAGCUGAAUAUCUGACGAGUUUGCGAGAAAAACAUGACUCGGCGUUGGACCAUAAAAAAGGGUGCAGCAAGGAACCACGAGAAGGACAACUCGUACUAAUCUGCGAAGCAAUACUUCCACGUCAUUCUUGGAAAACGGGAAUCAUCGAGAAGCUCGUGAUGAACAAUCAAGGAAUAGUACGAGAAGCAGUAAUCCGUCUAGCAAACCGUCGCUUGAUUCGUCGACCUAUUAACCUCCUAGUUCCUCUAGAGUUGGAGGACGAAUAUCCAGAGCAAGCUCUGAGUACCAAUGAAUCCAAAACGCAACCACGAUAUAAUCUGCGCCAUCACAGACAAGUCAAUUACAACGACGACAACAACAAUACACAGAAUCAGCUGUCUUCAAGCACAGUUCACUGUUUCACCAUACUGCAAAUAGUAGUUUGCAUGGCGUUGCUGGGCACAAGCGAAGUGAUGGGCCUCGAAAACCACACCAUCCUCCAUCGAGACAUCAGACCCUCCGCAACAAUAGGGUGCCAGAUAUUACAAUACGAUCCGAAUCCACGAAAAUGGGGCAUAAACGUCGUCUACCCCAACCCAUGCACGGGAUUUCUCGAAAUUGACUAUCCCAGAACAAAAAGUGAAAUAAUCCAUUCUAUAUUUCAACCAAUGACUAAAAACAUCAAUAUAAAAGCAAUAUUAUCAAUACCCAUGACGUACAAUAUCUACGUACAGUACUCGUUCCAUCCUCGAUACAUG
Molecule: messenger RNA, 5121 nt
Organism: Haemonchus placei
Lineage: Eukaryota; Metazoa; Nematoda; Chromadorea; Rhabditida; Trichostrongylidae
Source: the annotation of a GenBank genome assembly